UGAGCACGCGGCACCGGAGCACAAUGACGUGGCCGGGAGACCAGAGCUCUGCUUCCCCAGCGCACGGAGGGCGCGCGGGGGCGUCGCGGAGCGCACGUGCGCGCGGACUGCGCAGGCGCCGCUCUGGCGCCGGGCCGGACUUCGGAGAUGAGACUUCUGUGAAUGUUGCAUCGCCGCGUAGUAUGAUGUCCAGAAAUCAUUUGGAGGCAUCUACUUAUAAAAUGACAGAGCCAUUUAAUUUUGAGAAAAAUGAAAACAAGCUUCCACCAUGUGAUUCUUUAAGAAGUCCUGGAGGACAUGCUAACCACCCUAGCUUCCGGUUGAAAAGUCCAGAGAAUGGAAAUAAAAAGAACAAUUUUUUGCUUUGUGAGCAAACCAAACAGUAUUUGGCUAGUCAGGAAGACAAUUCAGUGUCUUCAAACUCUAAUAGCCUCAGCAGAGAGGUGACUGGAUCCAGAGACAGGAAAACGUUGCCUACAGGAAACUCAGUGUCACCAUUAAAUGUUGCAAACAAUUCACCACCCAAAGAAAAGCCUAGCAAUAAUGUGCCUCCUGCAAAGUCAAAAAAAAUGCACAAGUUGGUUGGGAAUUCCUUGUCCAUAAAUAAUUCAGCACUCUUCAGAUCCUUAGGACCUCCUUUGCGAUCAACAACUUGCCAUCGAUGUGGCCUGUUUGGGUCGCUGAGGUGCUCACAGUGUAAGCAGACGUACUACUGCUCCACAGCAUGCCAGAGAAGGGACUGGUCAGCACACAGCAUCGUGUGCAAACCCGUUCAGUACAAUUUCUACAAACGUGAAGAUAGUAAAUCACCUUUUGAAACUAAGAACAUGGAAGUGAAAAAUGAGGGUCACUACCCUCUUGGACUUACUAAAGAAAUAGCCACUUGUGCUGAUAAAAUAAUGUUUUCUGAUUUGAGAAGUCUACAACUCAGGAAAACCAUGGAGAUAAAGGGUACAGUUACUGAAUUCAAGCACCCGAGUGAAUUUUAUGUGCAGUUAUAUUCUUCAGAAGUUUUGGAAUACAUGAACCAACUUUCCGCGUGCUUAAAGGAAACCUAUGCAAAUGCGGUGCAUGAAGAGGAUUAUAUUCCUGUUAAGGGGGAAGUUUGUGUUGCCAAGUACACUGUUGACCAGACCUGGAACAGAGUAGUAAUACGAGAUGUUGAUAUGCUGCAGAAGAAGGCACAAGUCUUAUAUAUUGAUUAUGGAAAUGAAGAAAUAAUUCCGGUAAACAGAAUUCACCAACUCAAUAGAAACAUCGACUUAUUUCCUCCAUGUGCCAUAAAGUGCUUUGUGGCCAGUGUUACCCCAGCAGAGGGGAAUUGGAGCAAUGAAUGUAUCAAAACUAUUAAAUCACUGUUAAUGGAGCAGUACUGCUCUAUAAAGAUUGUCGACAUCUUAAAAGAAGAGGUAGUUACCUUUGCUGUGGAUGUUAUGCUGCCAAGUUCAGGAAAACUCUUAGACGAUGUGCUCAUAGAAAUGGGAUAUGGCUUAAAACCCAAAGGACAAAAUUCUAAGAAACAGAGUGCAGAUCCAGGUGAUGUUGAAGAUGUUGGAAAAAUGACAGCUGAAAACAAAGUUGUUGUAGACAGAAGUGAUCUGAUCCCCAAAGUGUUAACUGUGAAUGUAGGCGAUGAGUUCUGUGGUGUGGUUGCUCACAUUCAGACUCCAGAAGACUUCUUUUGUCAACAGCUACAAAGUGGACAUAAGCUUGCUGAACUUCAGGCGUCCCUUAGUGAGUACUGUGGUCAAGUGCCUCCACGCUCAGAUUUUUAUCCAACCAUUGGUGAUAUCUGUUGUGCACAGUUCUCAGAGGAUGAUCAGUGGUACCGGGCCUCCGUUUUAGCUUAUGCUUCUGAGCAGUCUGUACUGGUCGGAUAUGUAGAUUAUGGAAACUUCGAAAUCCUUAGUUUGACGAGACUUUGUCCCAUAACUCCAAAGUUGUUGGAAUUGCCAAUGCAAGCUAUAAAGUGUGUGCUGGCAGGAGUAAAGCCAUCAUUAGGAAUUUGGACUCCAGAAGCUAUUAGUCUGAUGAAAAAAAUGGUACAGAACAAAAUGAUCACGGUGAAAGUGGCAGACAAGUUGGAAAAUAGUUCCCUGGUGGAGCUUCUAGAUAAAUCUGUGACACCUCACAUCAGUGUUACCCAAGUUCUCAUAGAUGCCGGCUUUGCUGUGGGGGAGACAGGGGUGCUGACGGAUAAACCCAGCAUCGUGAAAGAAGCCAGUGUUCCCGUAGGUGUAGAAGCAAAACUAAAUCCACUGGAGUGGACAUGGGUUGAACUUACUGUUGACCAAACAGUAGAUGUUGUGGUCUGCAUGAUAUAUAGUCCUGGAGAAUUUUACUGCCAUGUGCUUAAAGAGGAUGCUUUAAAGAAACUCAAUGAUUUGAAUAAGUCAUUAGCAGAAUAUUGCCAGCAGAAGGUGCCCAAUGAUUUUAAAGCAGAAAUAGGGCAACUGUGUUGUGCUCCUUUUGCAGGUGAUGGUAAUUGGUAUCGUGCAUUAGUCAAGGAAAUCUUGCCAGCUGGAAAUGUUAAGGUCCAUUUUGUGGAUUAUGGGAACAUGGAAGAAGUUACUGCAGAUGAACUCCAAAUGAUCCCAUCAAAAUUUUUAAAACUUCCGUGUCAAGGGAUACGGUGCUGGUUAGCAGAUGUAGAGCCGAAAAACAGACACUGGACUAAAGAAGCCAUCACAAGAUUUCAGAUGUGUGUUGCAGGGAUAAAACUCCAAGCCCGAGUGGUUGAAAUCACUGGACAGGGAGUGGGAAUUGAGCUCACUGAUGUCUCCACUUCUUACCCCAGAAUAAUCAGUGAUGUUCUGAUUGAAGAACAUCUGGUCUUAAAAAGUAGUUCGCCAUGUAAAGGCUUGAGAAGUAAUAGGCCUGUUAAUAAACAUGAUCUUCAAAUUGAUGCCCUGGGGCUUCAAGCCAUGUCUUCAGCUGAGCAGUGGAGGACAAUAGAAUUGCCAGUUAAUAAAACUGUGCAAGCAACCAUAUUAGAAAUCGUAAACCCACGCUUGUUUUAUGCUCUACCAAAUGAGAUGCCAGAAAAUCAGGAAAGACUGUGUGUGUUGACAGCUGAAUUGGUAGAAUAUUGCAGUGCUCAGAAUAGUCGAUUGUCUUACCGACCAAAAAUUGGAGAUGUGUGCUGUGCCAGAUACACAAAUGAUGACUUCUGGUACCGUGCCAUUGUUCUGGGGACAUCAGAUGCUAAUGUGAAAGUGCUCUAUGUAGACUAUGGAAACAUUGAAACUCUGCCUUUUUCCAGAGUGCAGCCAAUUUCCACCAGCCACCUGGAGCUUCCUUUCCAAAUUAUUAAAUGUUCACUUGAAGGACUAAUAGAAUUGAAUGGAAACUACUUGCAAUUAGUGAUAGAACUACUAAAAAAUUUCAUGCUGAAUCAGAAUGUAAUGCUUUCCGUAAAAGGAAUUACCAACAAUGUCCAUAUGGUGUCGGUUGAGAAAUGCUGUGAAAAUGGUACUGUCAGUAUAGCUGAUAAGCUGGUGACUUACGGCCUGGCAAAAAACAUCACAUCUAAAAAGCAAAGUGCUUUAAAUACAGAAAAGACAUGUAGGAUGAAUUGCUGUUGCACAGAGUUACGGAAACAGGUUGAAAAACAUGAACAGAUUCUUCUCUUCCUCUUAAACAAUCCAACCAAUCAAAAUAAAUUUAUUGAAAUGAAAAAAUUGUUGAGAAGUUAAAAGCAGUCUGUCCCGGAGAUACAUGCUUACCAGAAAGGAAACAACGAAGGCUAGACUUAGAGGCAGCACGGCACCCCGCGUGUUCAUCGCGAAUGUUGUCUUCUGUGCCUCCGUUUCUGUUUGCUUUGCCGCUCUUCUGUUGGGUUGGGGAGUUGUGUUUUUUUCCCUCUAAGUUCUUCCUCCCAAAUAAGUCUGGCGUGGAAGUUUCAUACCACAUUCAUGGGGAUAUUGGGAAGAGAUACAUAGGGAUUUUCUACUGUGAAUAUAAAUUUUUAGGACUUAAAGGUAACAGUGAAGAAAAUACGGCUUCAUAUUACUAGCAGAUAAAUCUAGUUGAUAGAUGCAUGAGUUUCUUUGGAUUUUUCUGUAUGUUUGAAAUACUUGGUAAUAAAACAUGCCUUGCUCUGUCGUCAUCUGCCUCUUCCACUUAAUAAAUGUUUCUUGGCUUGUU
This is a messenger RNA of Neofelis nebulosa (Clouded leopard), 4146 nucleotides long. RefSeq names its product tudor domain containing 1 (gene TDRD1). The transcript has 26 exons. Gene Ontology annotation, biological process: spermatogenesis. The record is from RefSeq and is a predicted model, not a curated record. Bases 24 to 3695 code for a protein of 1223 amino acids. NCBI's taxonomy places the organism in Eukaryota, Metazoa, Chordata, Mammalia, Carnivora, Felidae.